GUAAUCGUGUUAGCCAGCCACCGCCGUGCCAAAAGAUACUUGAAAAGGUGGGGAGGAUUCGGUAGGCUCGGCCUCAUCCGCUGCUUGCCUCGCAACUAUCGGAUCUUGCGAAGAGGCAUCAUCCUCGUCGUCGUCCCAAACCGCGACCUCGCCACUCUCCAGAGCUUCAACUUCAACUCGAAGGAACAGUCACCUCCGUUAAGAGGAUGAUGCGCUGCGCUCUCAAGGGCGGCGGGUGCGUCACUUCGUGGGGCGGCGAUCGGAGGUCGCCGGCGGUCAGCCCCUCCAGCGUGAGGAUGCCGACGGGCAACGGCGGGUGCUGCUCCGGCCUGCGGUCGCGGGCCGCGGAUCUCGCGGGCCUCGAGAUGGGCAGCCUCCGCGGCGGCGUCGGGGGCCUCUUCCGCUCGAGCCCGCGCUACGGGCGCUUGCAAGCCACGGCCGCAGUUGAUCCUGAAGAUGUUCCAUUGGAGAACGUUCAAGUCAAAUCCUCAGGACAUGUUCUGCCAUAUGUCGGUGUUGCUUGCUUGGGGGCUAUUUUGUUUGGUUACCAUCUUGGUGUGGUCAAUGGCGCACUUGAAUAUCUUGCCAAGGAUCUUGGGAUCGCUGAAAAUGCUGUCUUACAAGGAUGGGUGGUUAGCACAUCCCUGGCUGGUGCAACAGUAGGUUCUUUUACGGGAGGGUCGUUGGCUGAUAAAUUUGGCCGAACAAGAACAUUCAUCCUGGAUGCAGUCCCGCUUGCUCUAGGUGCAUUCUUGAGUGCAACAGCUCAAGAUGUCCGCACGAUGAUUGUUGGUCGAUUGCUUGCUGGAAUUGGUAUCGGGAUCUCAUCUGCUCUUGUUCCCCUUUACAUAUCUGAGAUCUCACCAACUGAAAUCCGUGGAACACUUGGCUCUGUUAAUCAACUAUUUAUCUGCAUUGGAAUUCUUGCAGCUUUGUUAGCUGGAUUGCCUUUGGCAGGAAAUCCUGCCUGGUGGAGGACAAUGUUUGGGAUUGCUGUAGUUCCAUCCAUUUUACUGGCUGUAGGAAUGGCCUUUUCACCUGAAAGUCCUCGUUGGCUGUUCCAGCAAGGAAAGGUUAUCCAAGCAGAAUCAGCUGUAAAAAGACUGUAUGGAAAAGAAAAGGUUACGGAAGUUAUGUAUGAUCUAAGAGCUAGUGGCCAAAGUUCUUCAGAGCCAGAAGCUGGCUGGUUUGAUCUCUUCAGCAACCGCUAUUGGAAAGUUGUGAGUGUGGGGGCAGCACUGUUUUUGUUCCAACAGCUUGCUGGUAUAAAUGCUGUUGUAUAUUAUUCUACAUCGGUGUUCCGCAGUGCAGGCAUUGCAUCUGAUGUUGCUGCUAGUGCUCUUGUUGGGGCGGCCAAUGUUUUUGGCACCAUGAUUGCAUCUUCUCUAAUGGACAAGCAAGGCAGGAAAAGCCUUCUGAUAACAAGCUUUUCUGGAAUGGGUGCUUCAAUGCUGCUCCUAGCUUUGUCCUUCACCUGGAAAGCUCUGGCGCCUUAUUCUGGGACUCUUGCUGUUGUUGGCACUGUUCUGUAUGUGCUGUCUUUUGCUCUUGGAGCUGGCCCUGUUCCAGCUCUACUUCUUCCUGAAAUAUUUGCCUCCAGAAUAAGGGCCAAGGCUGUCGCAUUAUCUCUAGGCAUGCACUGGGUAUCCAACUUCUUUAUCGGCCUGUACUUCUUGAGUGUCGUCAACAAGUUUGGCAUCAGCACGGUGUAUCUGGGGUUCGCGUCAGUGUGUGCUCUUGCAGUUCUUUACAUAGCUGGGAACGUGGUGGAAACCAAAGGGCGGUCCCUGGAAGAGAUUGAACGGGAACUAAGUGUAGUAGAUUGAUGUACUCACCAUUUUGGUGGCUGAGAAUGCAACCAAGCACAGAACCGAGCGUCCUUGGACCUGGAGACCCUGUUUCUAGUUCCAUGUAGCUUCAGAAAUAAGCGAGCGGCAAGAGUGCCAAUCGUUGGUGGCUCGGUGUUGUGCAGUGAGGGGUUGUGUUCGAGCAGCAAGUUUAGCUGCGCUUCCUGUCACCUGUCAGAAUCAAUGAACCCGUCGAUGUUUCUUUUUUUUUGAAAGGAACCGUCGAUGUUUCUGGAGAUAAGUUUUUGGUUCUUAAAUUUCAUUGUUUCUUUUGGUGUAUAGAUGAACUCUUGUUUCCUGGAAAUAAAAGUCAAUCCUUCGAGAAUCAA
Molecule: messenger RNA, 2176 nt
Organism: Setaria italica (foxtail millet)
Lineage: Eukaryota; Viridiplantae; Streptophyta; Magnoliopsida; Poales; Poaceae
Product: plastidic glucose transporter 4
Exons: 14
Coding region: 207-1826 (539 amino acids)
Biological process (GO): carbohydrate transport; transmembrane transport
Cellular component (GO): membrane
Molecular function (GO): carbohydrate:proton symporter activity
Source: RefSeq, a predicted model, not a curated record